Molecule: messenger RNA, 936 nt
Organism: Aureococcus anophagefferens
Lineage: Eukaryota; Pelagophyceae; Pelagomonadales; Pelagomonadaceae
Exons: 1
Biological process (GO): methylation
Molecular function (GO): methyltransferase activity
Source: RefSeq, a predicted model, not a curated record
CGUACCGCCGUCGCGCCGCGCGCCGCCGUCGCGCUUCAGGGCCGCAGCGACGCGCAGCUCAAGCGGGGCAUCGCCGAGUUCUACGACGAGUCCAGCGGCAUCUGGGAGGACGUCUGGGGCGAGCACAUGCACCACGGCUGGUACGAGCCCGGCGAAAAGGCGGGGACCAUGGAGCGCGACGUCGCGGCGCAGUCCACGAUGAUCGACAAGGCGCUCGAGCUCUGCGGCGCGGCGGACGUCGCCGCGCGCUGCGAGGCCGCGGGCCGGCCGAUGCGCAUCCUCGACGUCGGCUGCGGCAUCGGCGGGUCGUCGCGCCACAUGGCGCGGCGCUUCGCGGGCGCGCAAGCGACCUGCGUCGGGCUCACGCUGUCGCCGGAGCAGGCGCGGCGCGGCAACGAGCUCAGCCGCGAGGCCGGUUUGGACGUGACGCUCGAGGCCCGGGACGCGACGAACACGACCUUCGCCGACGGGUCCUUCGACCUCGUCUGGUCCAUGGAGAGCGGCGAGCACAUGCCCGACAAGGCAAAGUUCGUCGCGGAGCUCGGCCGGCUCUGCGCGCCCGGCGGCCGAGUCUCGGUCGUCACGUGGUGCCACCGCGACCUCCAACGCGGCCGGAAGCUCAGACUCCCCGAGCGGGCCGUGUUGGGCCUCAUCAACUACUGCUACUACCUCCCGAAGUGGUGCAGCGGCGCGGACUACGCCCGGCUCUUCGCCGCGCAACGCGGCGUCACCGCGCGCUCCGUCCGCGAUUGGACGGCGAACAUCGCGCCCUUCUGGCCCGCGGUCGCCCGGUCGUCGCUGAAGUGGAGCUCCCUCAAGAAGCUCCGCAAGACGGGGCUCAAGACCAUCCGCGGCGCCGUCGCCAUCCUCUUCAUGAUCCUCGGCUACAAGCUCGGCACGGUGAAGUUCGUCGCCGUCGCCGCGGCGAAGGACGAA